Messenger RNA from Paramecium pentaurelia, 2248 nucleotides. NCBI's taxonomy places the organism in Eukaryota, Ciliophora, Oligohymenophorea, Peniculida, Parameciidae. The record is from the annotation of a GenBank genome assembly.
UAAUGAAAUAAGAUAGGAAUUUUUCAAUGUCUGGAAGAAGUACAUCUCCACAACUUAAAAUCUAAAAGACUCAAAAGUUAAAUAAAAACCUUUUUUCACAAUCAUCAUCAUGCAAAACUAACUCAAAAUCAUAAGAAAAGUAACAUCUUUAACCAAAAGAAAAAGAAAGAAAAAUACUUAAUUUCAUUAAAGAACUUGAAGUUUAAUAACAAAAGGAGAUAAUAAAUUAGAAAUUAAUCCACCUCUACCUAAAGGAUGCCUAACAAUUAUGUAUUUAAUUAUAGUUCUAUUUUAGUACUUAUUAAUGAAGAUCAAGAUUAUUCAGAAUUAAGAAGAUAAUCACAUUAUCACUAAAAUUAUCACUAAAACUUUUCAUCAUCAAUGAUAAGUGAAUAUGUCUACCUUGGAAAUAGUCUUUCAAACUAAAAGAUCUCAUAUUAAUUGAGAGCCAAGAUGAUUAAUUGGAUGAUUGGAGUUUUAGGAAAUUAUAGUGAAACUACUUCUGAUGCUACAUUCUUCAGAUCUAUUUCUAUUAUGGAUUAUUACCUCUAAAAAACCAUAUUCCAAUAUACUGAUAAUCAACUUCAUCUUAUUGGUAUCACUUCCAUGUUUAUAGCUACUAAACUUGAAGAUAUUUAUCAAAUUCCUUUAUAAGAUUUUGUAACUAGAAUUUGUCACAAUGAAUAUUCAAUGUAUAAUUUAUAUUUAUUUCUAGAUCAAAAAUCAAAGAAAUGGAAUAAACAAUAUUAGAAACUUUGAAUUUUGAGAUCACAUUUCCAACAGCAUUAGAUUUUUUGAAAAAUAUCUUUUACUAAUGUUUUAGUUUGAAUGAUAAGUAAUUAUAAUUAAUUAUAAAUUUAGUCCUUAUUUAUAAAAUAUUUUAGAUGCCAGUAUUUAUAUUUUGAAAAUGUGUCUACAUGACUAUUCUAUGACAUCCUUCAAUUUAUAUACUUUAGCAUCUUCAUCACUUAUUUAUUCCAUCACUGAUUUUGUCAACGAAAACUAUUUAAAUAAUCAAUAAAUCAUCAUUAAUUAAUUUGUAAUUUAUUUAUACUAUCCAUUUAGUAAAAUAAAAUAUUGUAAAUCUUUUAAAAUGAUUAAAUCGAGCUUAAUUUAUGUUAAAAAAAAUUAUAGGAUUUGAUAGGUACUUUUCAAUUUAAAUAUCCUAAACUCCACAAUUUAAGAAUUUUUUCAUGAUUUAACAUAUUUAAUCAUUAAAUUUUUUAUAUUUUAAGUUAUGCAAUCAAUAUAACCAGAAAUUAUGAGAAAUUUUGAUUUUUAUAAUAAAGCAACUUGGCAAGAAGUAAAACCAUAAAUAAGAACAUUUAUUGAGUAAUUUUAAAAAUAAUAAGAAAUCUCAAUUCAAAAUAUUGAACAAUUCUAUUAAAAUUUAGAGUAUGAUCAUUCUUUUAUUCAAUGGCUGUUCCCUAACUUUUAUUCAAGUAGAUUUAAUUCAAAUUGUUAUAAAUUAACACUCAUAGAAAGAUAAUAAAUGAUUAAAUCAGAAACAAUACUUAAGAGAUAUUAUAAAAAUUACAUAAUGAUUUUACGCUUUUUUGGUAUUGGAUUAAAAUAAAUGGUAAUUAUGGAUACACAAAAUGAUGAUUCUAUUAAGUGUUAUAAUAUUAAUUAGUAGUCUUAAUCAUAAAAAUAAAAUAUAAAAAUUUAAGAAUCUAAAGAUACCUAAGAAAAAAAUAAUUAGAUUAAUUCUAAAAUAUUUCCAUAAAAGACUAUUAAUGAAUAAAUUGAGAUAUAAUAAUAGUUAAAAUAAAAAUCUUAAUAACAUAUUAGAGGUAUUAAUUAAUUAUAAUAAUUACAAUAAUAAUUUUAAUAAUCAAAAGAUACAAAUACUUUGAAUAAUAUUUAAAUCAAAAAUAAUAAUAAGAGUACAGAUUAAACUGAAAUUAAUUAUAAAUUAGAAUUAGUAUUAAUUGAUAAGAAUUAAUUUGAACUAUGUUGUUUAAAAAAUACUCAUAAUUUAUUAAGAUUAAAAAGAAUACUUGCAUCUAUAAGUGUAUUAAAACAUAGAAAGGAUGCAAUUCAAUUAUGUUAAUUUUUAAAAAGAGAGUUAACAAAUUUAGGUAAGUUUAAAAUAUAUGAAGAGUAUUUUAGUGGAUAUGAUAGAUAUUAUGAGGAAAUAUUGGUUAUGGAGUCUAAUAAAGAUAAAAAUAGAAAUUUUGAUUCAUAUAAGUUUUGUUAUGUAGAUAAGGAUUUAGUGGAAAAGAUCGACAUUUCAUUAAUUUAAUGA